This is a messenger RNA of Dipodomys ordii (Ord's kangaroo rat), 3608 nucleotides long. It is a transcript of the gene Srsf6, whose product is annotated as serine/arginine-rich splicing factor 6. Lineage: Eukaryota; Metazoa; Chordata; Mammalia; Rodentia; Heteromyidae. Gene Ontology annotation, cellular component: cytoplasm; ribonucleoprotein complex; nucleus. Gene Ontology annotation, molecular function: mRNA binding. The transcript has 6 exons. Gene Ontology annotation, biological process: mRNA splice site recognition; alternative mRNA splicing, via spliceosome. The coding region runs from base 151 to 1185 and encodes 344 amino acids. The record is from RefSeq and is a predicted model, not a curated record.
GCGCGCGCGCACCAUUGUGUGGCUGGACUCGGCCGCCCGUGCGGUGUGCGGCGCGUGUUCGGGCUCUCAGUCCCCGCACUCGCACCGCGGCUUACUGCCUUGCGGUCUGCCGUCCGACAGCUAGCCUUCGGGACCUCGCCCACCACGGACAUGCCGCGCGUCUACAUAGGACGCCUGAGUUAUAACGUCCGGGAGAAGGACAUCCAGCGUUUUUUCAGCGGCUACGGCCGCCUCCUCGAAGUAGAUCUCAAAAAUGGGUACGGCUUCGUGGAGUUCGAGGACUCCCGAGACGCCGACGAUGCCGUUUACGAGCUGAACGGCAAGGAGCUGUGCGGGGAGCGCGUGAUCGUGGAGCAUGCCCGAGGCCCUCGCCGGGAUCGCGACGGCUACAGCUACGGAAGCCGCAGUGGUGGAGGUGGAUACAGCAGUCGGAGAACCUCUGGCAGAGACAAAUAUGGACCACCUGUUCGUACAGAAUACAGACUUAUUGUAGAAAAUCUUUCUAGUCGUUGUAGUUGGCAAGAUUUAAAGGAUUUCAUGCGGCAAGCAGGGGAAGUAACAUAUGCAGAUGCUCACAAAGAACGCACAAAUGAGGGUGUAAUUGAAUUUCGCUCCUACUCAGACAUGAAGCGAGCAUUGGAUAAACUGGAUGGUACAGAAAUAAAUGGCAGAAAUAUUAGGCUUAUUGAAGAUAAGCCACGAACAAGCCAUAGGCGGUCUUAUUCUGGAAGCAGAUCCAGAUCACGUUCUAGAAGAAGGUCACGAAGUAGGAGUCGGAGAAGCAGCCGCAGUAGAUCUCGGAGUAUCUCAAAAAGUCGCUCCCGAUCCAGGUCUCGGAGCAAAGGUCGAUCACGGUCUCGAUCAAAAGGCAGGAAGUCGAGAUCAAAGAGCAAAUCUAAGCCCAAGUCCGAUCGGGGCUCUCACUCACACUCCCGAAGCAGAUCUAAGGAUGAGUAUGAGAAAUCCCGAAGCAGAUCUCGCUCUCGAUCUCGGUCCCCCAAAGAAAAUGGAAAAGGUGAUAUUAAGUCAAAGUCCAGAUCAAGGAGCCAGUCUCGUUCCCAUUCACCCCUACCUGUUGCACCCUCAAAAGCCCGUUCCGUGUCCCCUCCUCCAAAAAGAGCUACUUCAAGAUCCCGGUCUAGAUCUCGUUCAAGAUCGAGGUCUAGAUCAAGUUCCAGAGAUUAACCUAGAACUCUUAAGUUCUUUGCACACUAUUAUGGAACACUUUCCUACUUGCUUAGGCAGUUACUCUUCCAUGUUUAUACUUGGCCUCUUCUGCAAGAGGCUCUCCUGAAAACAGGGGCACAGAAUUUGAUUUGUGGCCAAAUUUGAUAUAUAAAAAAAAGAUGAGGUUCUAAAAAGAUGGCAUGAAGUCACAGACCCUCUCCCUUUGUAGAAUUAAGAGAUAACUUUGAUUUUAUAGCUUUUGAGCUAAAAUAACUUUUGUAAAGAUGAAGCUCACUUAGAUUUUUUUUAAGUAUUUCAGCAGGAUCUGCUGCAGGAGUUACUGUUUUAUUUGUUUGCUUAUUUUUUAAAUUAACUGUUUCCAGCUUUGGAUACUUCAGGCUUUAGAGGGAGAACCCAAUUUUCAAUUAUGUUGGCUUUUUAUAAAGCUUGAGUUAUGUAAGAUUUAAAUAAAAGUUUGCUACCAAGAUGAUUGCCUUAUUGAAUAGGUUCACUGUUAAAUCCCUUUACACAUUAUUAACAUCUGCUGUUUGUGGAGACAGUAUAAAUUCUAUUUCAGUGUAAAGCAAGGCAAGCCUCAGACCAGCAAUAAAUUACUCAGUUUGGAUAACAUUGUGCUGUUAAUCAAAUUUGCCAAAGUCUUUAAUCUGCCCCUUUGACAAGUUGAGUUAAAAAUAAAAGGUAUUUUGUAGUUGCUCUGUUACACAGUUUUUGCCUAAAUAUAACUUAAAAGCUAGUGCUUGGGGUUUUGUUUAGCUAGUUAAUCCAUGUUCUGGAAGUGGUUAGAAUUCUCAGUAUAGUUUGGUCCUUAUAUAAAAUGGAAGUAGCCUUUGAUUAGAAAUUUAAUGUUGUUCAAAAUAGAAAAGCACAUCCUGAAAGGUCAUUAUUCUUAACAGGCACUUAAGAAAGACCAUUUGGUGUAGGCAUUUGCUGGUAAAGUCAAAUCUUCCUAAAAAUUUGUCCCCUUUGGUUAGUGGGUUUUUUUUUUUUUUUUGUGAUGGAUGAUUGGAUUAUCCUUAUAAAUGUUACACUUUUGUGUGGUCAAUUUGAAAAACACUGGAAGGAAUACACCAGACUUUUUGUAUUAUAUGAAUGAAAUUAAUAUGUAAACCAAAUUACAUGGCAAAUUUGUAGGAAUGAGAAGUUAGCAAUUAGUUCAUAUAGCCAUAAGCCUCUAAAUAGUUGAGACAGUUGUUAAAGAAAUGAGUUACAUGAUGUCCCUUUUUUCACAACUUCAUCUAAAAAAUAAUUGUUGGAAGUAGAGGUGUGACUCCCAUGUGGUAGAGCACCAGUGCUGAGCAAAAAAGCCAAGUAAGAACAUGAGUUCAAGUCCCAGUACCUACAACCCCCCCAAAAAAAAAUUUAAUCCUAGUCAGAAAUCAAGAUGUAGAUGGAUUGGCUCAGGUUUAAUAUCUUCCUUGGAACUGCCAGUAUGUAAGUUGAAUUGUGAUAAGGCAUGAUGAUGAUCUAGGAUUGAUGUUGUAUAAUUUUAACUAAAGGGCAUAUAAUAGAAUGAGGCUUAGUGAAAAAAAUACUGAGUCAGGUAUCUAGGUAGAUACCAGUCACAGAGUAACUAAGAAUACUUGGUAAGGAAGAAAAACUAUAAGUAAUCCUUCAGCUACCUACCUGCAAGAAAGGAAAAAAUCCUAAAGGCCUCACCUUAGGAAUAUUACUGUCCCAUAGGUUGCUCUACUGCUCCUGUUAUCUUUCCUUGGAUAACUUAAGUGAGUUUAAGAGAAGAGAACUGUCUAAUUGUAUUUCACUAUUUUGCCUGUCCAAAGAACAGAAAUAAUGGCUCUUAAGAAUUGGCUUUGACAAACUUCUUUUAUUUUCAGGGAAAGAACGGAAAAACUGAGCCACAGCCUUUUAAGGGGGAGAGGGCAAUAUUACAGUGAAAUUUGGCUAUCUAAAAGUAUGCAACAUCUUCAGCUGGGCUUUCUGUUGUUAAUGUGACAUUACAUGGCAAGAGACAUUUGACUACAUUGUUAGCCACCCCAGUAAGUGGGUGGUACAAUUUUUUUCUAGUAAUGGCAGGGGCCAAUUUCCCCAUGUGUAGACCUAAGUCAUUGGAUGUACAAACCACCGUACUUAAACAUUGGCCUACUUGAGAACGUGGAGUUGACUGAUUUGAAAUACCUAGUUCCUUGCUCUAAUUAGUGAGCAGAUUUUGGAGAAUCAGCAACAUGCCACAGAGAUCAGUGGCUGAUAGCACAAGAGAAGUAAGGAAUGUCCCACGCCCCCAUCCUGUACUUGAUAGUGUUCUGGAUUAUACCACAGUGCCUUUAUGGCCAGUUUGAGUCCUACCCAUUCCUUCAGCAUUUAUGUUCCCACUCCUGUGUUACUGCCUUUCAUCUUGGAUAUUUUUUCCACUUUGUGUUAACCUAUUUUAUGCUUUAUCUCAAUAAAAUGCUUACUGAGGGCAA